AAAAUUCAAUAAAAUUACUAGUAAUGUUCCGGUUACAUAUUUUUAAUGCAAGUACUUAAGCAUUAGCGAUGCUUAUUGAGAGGUUAUAUUGAUUAUCAAUUUGUACUCGCUUUACGACAGAUCUUCUUCAAGACAAUUUUGAUUCACGCGGCGGAAUGGCAGACGGAGCGGCAUCGGUCCGGGUGUCCUCGAGCCUGUCGGAACGCAGGGACAUGUUUGCUCAACGCGCUGCUGCUCACCAACACAAGAUGGAAUCCAAUCCAUUCAGCGGCAGCUUCAAAAUCGGCAAACUUCCAUCCCUUGAUAAAAAAGAUCCGAACUAUGGCAGGUCAGAUGAAAGAUCCAGAUGUAAUAGAAUCAAUGAAUUAUUUUAUUAAACCUACAUUAUGAAUAACCUACACUUUAUUAAACCUACAUACAUUAUGCCGAAAUCAAAUUAAAUCUCAGGUUUUUUAAUGGUGUUGUGCGACAUGAUCUACCAGGAGGGCGAACGCUACGAGGACGACACAGCAGCUAUCAAUUUUGGUGAACUGUUUCAGAUUUACACAAGAAUUUCAAGCAAAGUUGUGGGAAUUCUGCUGCGUGCCAGAAAGCACGGCUUUGUGACCUUUGAAGGCGAGGUUCUUUUCCAAGGCCGUGACGAUCGAGAACCUAUCGUCCUCUUGAAGCCAAUUCAGCAGAUCCGAGACGAACUCGCACAAGACACAGAAUUUGAGGUCGGGGUCUGCCACAGAGCGAGCCCUGCGGACACCGGGCAGUAGUGUUAGUUGCCAUCCACUUGACCAUAAAUUCGACUUCAGUAAUGUAGUAGAAUAGAAGUGUCGGCGUUGAAGAAAUAGGCCCAUGGCCUGUU
Hyalella azteca is the source of this 853-nucleotide messenger RNA. Its product is annotated as actin-binding Rho-activating protein. The transcript is spliced from 4 exons. NCBI's taxonomy places the organism in Eukaryota, Metazoa, Arthropoda, Malacostraca, Amphipoda, Hyalellidae. Gene Ontology annotation, biological process: positive regulation of Rho protein signal transduction. The record is from RefSeq and is a predicted model, not a curated record. Gene Ontology annotation, molecular function: actin binding.